CCAUAAAUAACUAAACUGCAAAGGGGGUUUGUUGAUUUUCCUUUCACUGUAAAUUUCAUCUUUCAGCAAUCAGCGCAGAACUAAGGGACGAACACCUCUUUUCUCCGAGAUACCAUCGAUUUGUUAUUUGAGUUGAAGAAGUCAUACUGGUUUAGUGGGUCUGACGAGGAAGGUGGAGAGCAGAAUACUUGGAAAAGAUGCUUCAGAUCCGGCUUAGCAAACCAGCCAGUGAGAGUGGUGGAGGUGCUAAGUCUUUACCUUCAGACAGUAUUACAGUUGCUUGUCCUGAUCACCUUGUUUUAGCUGAUCUUCCUGUAGCCAAGAGCCUUGGUUCAGCAAAUACUGCUUCUCUGCUCAAGACUGUUGGCCGCAGGUCCCGUCGCCAACUUGGUGAACGAGUACAUUUUUGUGUCCGUUGUGACUUUCCAAUUGCUAUUUACGGACGUCUGAGUCCAUGUGAACAUGCCUUCUGUUUAGAUUGUGCCAGGAGUGAUUCUCUUUGCUACCUCUGUGAUGAACGCAUUCAGAAGAUUCAGACAAUUAAAUUGAUGGAAGGGAUCUUCAUCUGUGCAGCUCCGCAUUGUCUCAAGUCCUUUCUGAAGAAGACUGAAUUUGAAUCUCAUAUUCAUGAGAACCACGGUGAUCUCCUUCAUCAAACUGCAGAAAAAGAUGGAAAUGUUUCGGAGUCUGCCAGUGCUAGAAAACCUGCUGUCUCUGAUUCUACAGUGCAAGCACCACCUAGGCUCCUAUUUUCUCCGAGUUCAGGUUCCCAGGUACAUGAUCGUGAAGACAAAGCUCAUCAUUCUCAAACUAGAGACCAACAGCCUCCUAGGCUUGUCAUGCAACCAAAGCCAACACCACCUUUCGCUGGUUCAAUCCAAAAUCAUCCAUCAGAGCAACAGUCCGAUAGUAAUCCUCCUCCAGGCUUUGAAAGGCCUGGCAGCCAGAACCGGUUUCCUCAGCAAGGUUUUGACACACAGGGCGCAUUGCGGCCUGAGCCAGGUCAGUUUCCAGACAAGCAACAAGGGAUUAUAGGGGGUUCCCCUUUUCAUGAAUAUCCUAUGCACAUGACCCAACCUCAUGGCUUUGCGGUGCCUAUGAGUUCGAAUCCAGGCUUGGCUCCUCAAUUUGGUUAUCCUCAGUUUGCACCCGAUGGAGCCCAACCAUUUUAUGGUGCCCCGUUUGAGAUGCCUAGGCCAGACUCAACUCCUGAAAUGGGAUCAGAACAAGGGUCUUUGCUAGGUUUUCCACCCGGCGCUGCAGGAAAUAUGAAUUUUGCAGAAAAUUACCCUCGGUCAUGGAAUAUGGGGCAGCCGGUUGGGCCUUUUGAGCCCACUGCAGUUCAACCUCCUGGGGAUGGUUUUGUAAAUGCCGCUGAUCCUCAAGGAAGACCAGUAUUUUUCCAAGGAGACUAUGGAAGGAAUCCCGGUGUAAUGCCCUCAAACCUGCCACCUCCACCUUCAGCCAACCGAGGAUUGGAAGGCGGACAGAGUGGAAAUUCAAUGGACAACAGAGAUAGCAAGGGUAUAUUGAUGCCACAACCUAUGGCCCUUCCACCACCCCCGCCUUUACCUCAUCCCAUGUCACAACUUCAAAGAGGAGGCAGGCACUACUCUGAUGCAAAUCAUGAUGGACAGGGCUUUGGUUGGCAACACGAGAAGCGUGAUAGUUAUGGAAGCAGCCAGGACUAGUGAUGUUUUUAUUGUUCCUUUAUCUUUCUGUUUGUAAGAACAGUGCUCAUUUUGUUUGCCUACACUGUAUGUUAUUGUCCUAACUGUCAACAUCAUUUUACUAAAGCCAAAAGGCUGAGUUCCCCGAUUUUUGCCCUA
Nicotiana attenuata is the source of this 1829-nucleotide messenger RNA. RefSeq names its product E3 ubiquitin-protein ligase Hakai. The transcript is spliced from 4 exons. Lineage: Eukaryota; Viridiplantae; Streptophyta; Magnoliopsida; Solanales; Solanaceae. The record is from RefSeq and is a predicted model, not a curated record. Bases 198 to 1691 code for a protein of 497 amino acids. Gene Ontology annotation, molecular function: ubiquitin protein ligase activity. Gene Ontology annotation, biological process: regulation of cell adhesion; protein ubiquitination.